CUUGGUUAUAUGAUUAUGGCCUUUCUUAAUCAAGUAUCUCAUAAUUCUUUGGGAUUCAAGGGAGUGAUGACUCUUGGUUCAGCAUCAAUGACUUUUUGUUGCUUGAUUUUAUCUUUCAAACCAAGCUAUCCUUUAUUCGUAAUGGUCUACGUUUUCAAUGGUAUUGGGGUAGGUCUGCUCGAUGCCUCUUUCAACUUCAUGUUGGGAGGUCUUGUUGAUUCAAAUGAGCUAUUGGGAAUAUUGCAUGGCUGCUAUGGCCUUGGUUGUCUUAUUAGUCCAGUUUUGAUCACCUCUUUAUUACAGAAACAAACCGGCCCUUGGUCUUGGAAUCAAGUUUAUAUGUUACUUUGUACCUACGGUGCAAUUGGUACCAUUCUCAUCAUAAUAUUAUUCAGAGAUGAAACAGUAAAGAAAUAUAGAUACGUUCUGAUGGUUAAAAAUAAUAAAUCUGCUAAAUUAGCAAUUUCUAAAAAUAAUGAUCUUGAAAUGAAUAAUUUCGACGUUAAUUCUGAUAAUGAAAGUAUCGAUGAAAAUUCUCUUAACUCAGACCUGGCCACAAUGACCCAGUCUCUUAAAUCCAAAUUAAUCUGGGUUUUCGCCAUGUCUUUAAUGAUAUAUGUUGGUGGUGAAACCGCUUUUGGUGCUUGGCUUAUUACAUUCCUCAUGAGAAUCAAAAAGUUCGCCUAUAAACAUUCUUCGUACAUGGCAACUUCUUUUUGGCUUGGUCUCACAACUGGUAGAAUGACUCUUGGGUUCGUUACCUCCAAAUAUUUCAAAAAUGAAUUAUUGGCAAACAUGGUUUAUGUUGCUUGGUCAGCUGCUGGAUUCUUAAUCUUUUGGCUUUUGGCCUUCUUACCGACAGAUUAUAUUUUAUUUGCAGUCGUUUUCCUUACUGGAUUGGGCGUGGGGCCUAUUUUCCCAACUACAAUCGUUACAGCAUUGAAAAUUUUACCAGCUAAAUAUCAUACUGCUGGUGUAGGUUUCAUUUGUGCUUUUGGUGGUAGUGGUGGUGCAAUUAUCCCAUUUUUGGUUGGUUUAAUUGCUGAUACUAGUUCUUUUGGCUUACGUAUAUUUCCUCUUAUGAUUUUGAGUAUGUUCAUCAUUUUAUCUGCUAUUUGGGGAGGUCUUUUCAAACGUUACGCUUCAAAGUUUUAAGUAUUUUGAAUGAAAGCUGGC
Messenger RNA from Hyphopichia burtonii NRRL Y-1933, 1176 nucleotides. RefSeq lists its product as uncharacterized. The transcript has a single exon. Gene Ontology annotation, cellular component: membrane. Gene Ontology annotation, molecular function: transmembrane transporter activity. NCBI's taxonomy places the organism in Eukaryota, Fungi, Ascomycota, Pichiomycetes, Serinales, Debaryomycetaceae. Gene Ontology annotation, biological process: transmembrane transport. The coding region runs from base 142 to 1155 and encodes 337 amino acids. The record is from RefSeq and is a predicted model, not a curated record.